CCUAUGUUUAUUUUCGAAUUUUUAGCAAGCUUAGAUAAUUUAUAUUAAGAGUUUUUCUGGUCUACAUAACACGGAACUAUAGAAAAACAUACCAUCUUCUUUUUGGCUUGGAUUUACAAGAUUUUCUUAUGUUAAUGAUAUCCCAAUUCGAGAUAGUGCUGCCUGCCAAAAAGAUAUAAGAAAGAGUUCUUAUUAUCACUCACUCAAAGGCACAGAAGAGAAAAGGCACAAUUAAUGGGAGUGUUGCGUCAGUAACACCAAUCCCCUCUUGACGAUCACGUUUUAAAAAAUAUAUAAUGGCCUUGUGACAUCAUAAGAAAGAGACCCUACAUUAUCAAUAGGAUAAUCCCUCAAACAUAUGGACAGUAUAUGAUUGGACAAAAAAAUGAAAUCAUUAAGAGUUUUAAUAUUGUGAGUGUGAUAUCGCGUGGACACACCACAGUGUUUAGCUUAUAUAUGUAGUGGCCAGAGCAUGCCAUGGUGAAGCAAGCUGAGAAAGAACAUUAUAGUAACAUUAGUGAUAAAGAGAGACAGAGAGAGAACAAGAAGAAAGAGAUGAAUAUGAUGCAAGAGGAAAACCGAAAGGGUCCAUGGACAGAACAAGAAGACAUCAUUCUGGUAAAUUUCGUACACUUAUUUGGAGAUCGGCGAUGGGAUUUUAUAGCAAAAGUAUCAGGUUUGAACAGAACAGGAAAGAGUUGCAGGCUAAGGUGGGUUAACUAUCUUCAUCCUGGUCUCAAACGUGGCAAGAUGACACCACAAGAAGAGCGUCUUGUCACUGAGCUUCACGCUAAAUGGGGAAACAGGUGGUCAAAAAUAGCUCGGAAAUUGCCAGGAAGAACAGAUAAUGAGAUAAAGAAUUACUGGAGGACUCAUAUGAGGAAGAAAGCUCAAGAAAAGAAGCGUCAUGUUUCUCCAAGUUCUUCAUGUUCCAACUGCUGCUCUUCGUCUAUGACCACUACCAAUACUCAAGAUGUGUCUUUUGAGUCACGUAUGUCGUCAGGGAAAGUAAGCUUUUACGACACUGGAGGAAAUAGGGAGAUGAAUCAAGAAGAAACCAAAGACGGAUACUCAAUGGAUGAUAUAUGGAAAGAGAUUGAUCACUCUGCAGUAAACAUAAUUCAACCAGUUAAAGACAUCUAUUUAGAGCAAAGCUAUUGCUUAAGUUACCCCAAUAUGGCUUCUCCAACAUGGGAAAGCUCCUUGGAUUCUAUAUGGAAGAUGGAAGAAGAUAAAAGUAAGAUGUCUUCCUUUGGAAAUGAUCAGUUUCCUUUCUGUUUCCAACACAGUAGAUCACCAUGGUCUUCAGGUUAAUUAGGAUUCCAUUCAUUCGUUGAAAAUCUAUAUAUAUUGUAUGUUAUAUAGUUAUAUAAAUACAGAAUAAAACCUAACGACUGUAAUCGCUUUGUUGAUGAACAAAAAAAGAACAUCCUAAGUCUCUGUAAUAAAUAUCUCAUGUGUAGUUUUGUGCUUUGUUUUUUA
Messenger RNA from Brassica napus (rape), 1482 nucleotides. Its product is annotated as transcription factor MYB48-like. The transcript is spliced from 3 exons. Bases 478 to 1314 code for a protein of 278 amino acids. The record is from RefSeq and is a predicted model, not a curated record. Gene Ontology annotation, molecular function: DNA-binding transcription factor activity; sequence-specific DNA binding. Gene Ontology annotation, biological process: regulation of DNA-templated transcription. Gene Ontology annotation, cellular component: nucleus. Lineage: Eukaryota; Viridiplantae; Streptophyta; Magnoliopsida; Brassicales; Brassicaceae.